CGCUGGCGCCAAGUUUGCCAGCCGCCUGCACGAGCACCUCCGCGACAAGGCACCAACAAUAGCACAUUAAAUUUAGGCAGUGUACAAAGAGAGAGCACUCGGGGAGCCAUGGUGCUCUACUUAAUCGGGCUUGGGCUCUUCAACGAGCAGGACAUUACGCUCCGCGGCCUGGAGGCCCUGCGGCGCUGCAGCCGUGUCUACCUGGAGGCCUACACCAGCAUCCUGCUGUGCAACAAGGAUAAGCUGGAGAAGCUGUACGGCAAGGAGGUCAUCAUUGCGGACCGCGAGAUGGUGGAGUCGCGUGCGGAGGAGAUCCUGGAGGGCGCUGAUAGCGGUGACGUGGCGUUCUGUGUGGUGGGCGACCCCUUUGGCGCCACCACUCACACGGACCUGCAACUGCGGGCUCGCGAGCGCGGCCUGACUGUGCGGGUGGUGCACAACGCCUCCGUGAUGAACGCUGUGGGGGCGUGCGGCCUCAGCCUCUACCGCUUCGGCGAGGCCGUGUCCAUUGUGUUUUUCACGGACAGCUGGCGUCCUGACUCCUUCUACGACAAGAUACUGGCCAACCGCAAGAUGGGUCUGCACACGCUGUGCCUGCUGGACAUCAAGGUCAAGGAGCCCGACCUGGCGGCGCUGGCUCGCGGCCGCACUGUGUACGAGCCACCCCGCUACAUGAGCAUCAAGACGGCCAUUGAGCAGCUGUUGGAGGUGGAGGCGGCACGUGGCGGCGGCGCAUACGGCCCAGACAGCCUGGCGGUGGGGAUAGCGCGGCUGCAGGCUGACGACCAGCAGAUUGUGGCGGGCACCCUGGCGCAGCUGCUGGAGGUGGACUUUGGGCUGCCGCUGCACAGCCUUGUCCUGGCGGGUGAGGUGCACGUGACCGAGCAGGAGAUGCUGCAGCACUACCGGGCGGGCCGUGGGCCGGGGGCGGUCACGGAGCCAGUGCCGGGGCUGGGCAGCUCCGAGAACACGGGGCAGGCGGCGGCGGCCGGGGCGGGGGCAGGGAGGUGAGGUGGAGGGGCGUGGCUUGGGGUGGGGUGGCGUGGGUGAGGUGAGGUGAGGUGAGAUUAGGUGGGGUGGGGUGAGGUGGGGCUGGUGGUGCUGGUGGGCUGGUGUAAGCGAUGGGACAGGGUAAGGGGCAGGUUGGCGUAGUCCCAUUGUGCGCAGCGUAUUUCCAGACCCCACCGGUGGGCGCGACGGGAAGGCGUGGAGGGCGGGGUGGGGUGGGGUGAUGGCGGGUGAGGAGGUGGGGAGGUCUGGAGGCUGCGGGGGCGGUGCAGUUGGUGGUGGCGGUAAAGAGUCAGGCAGGGAGGCUCGCAGGCCCCAAGCAGUGGUCAGGGGCAGGGACUGAGGGGCAGGACCGAGGGACACGGGUACGUGCAGGUGGUGUGCACGGACAGAAGGACGACCGGGCUGUGUGGCAAGGCCUGCAUGUGUGGAAUUGUGUGGCUGUAGCUCCAAGAAGCGUUGCAUAGUGCAGAGCGGGUCAGCGGGGGACUUCCAGUCUACCACACUGGGCCCUCACGGGCGGGCGUCGGACGGCGGAUGUAAGGACGAGUAACAGCAGGCCCGGAAUGUGAAGGCCUGCAGCGCCGGCAGGAUACACCGGCAGCAAAAGCCGAAGCAAGACUGCGAGAAUGGCAUACUGUGCAUAACGCUUAAGCCGGGAGAGGAUGCAGCCACAGGGCUUGUAUCUUCCAGGGCUAGGCCGACGCCGCUGGCGAGAAGCCGAGAAGGACCCUAACCAAGUUCUCGGCCAGGGCAUCCAGGGGCCCAACAAUGCCUAGUUUUUAGCGUUUGGGUUAGUUGGUAAAAGGGGUAGUUGGUGGGAUUCGUUGACCGUACCGUAUGCAGCCCCACGCGGCGAGAAUGCACCCCAGGGAAUGCCCAAUCUUCUCGCCCAUGGCCUACAUUGGAGGCAAUUUCUUGCUGCUCCCGAAGAUGCAAGGGGUGAAGACAGGGGGGGUAGUCCGUGCAGAUGGAUGGGAGCGGACACUUCAGAUGCAGAUGGGGUAGCGGGGGAGCCGUAAAAGGCAGAUGAGCCGAGUGCGGACUGUUGCAGGGGGAGAUUGAGGCGUCAAACGAAUGCGCCCGCGAGGGCAGCGCAAGUCCUAGUAAACAAAGAGUAAAUGGUUCAAGGCACGGGGGAGGCCGCGUCAGGAUCGUGGCGCUGGGUAUGGCGCAGGGUGCAGCAGAGCGCACUGCCUGUGGAUGAGAUACACGCUCGAUUAUGCGUCGGAGCCCAUGUGCACGUGUGCAAUGGUGGCAUACGGACCUGCUGACCGCGAGCGGAGGAGGAUAAGGGUGUAGCUCUGCAAGCAAUGGACUGAUCAGGGGAGCUGCGUACCAAGGGGAACGUACCAAGUCUGUCCGGUUGUGGAGCUGUCGGCGCAUUUCAAUUUUCUUC
Molecule: messenger RNA, 2407 nt
Organism: Chlamydomonas reinhardtii
Lineage: Eukaryota; Viridiplantae; Chlorophyta; Chlorophyceae; Chlamydomonadales; Chlamydomonadaceae
Exons: 11
Coding region: 109-1011 (300 amino acids)
Biological process (GO): protein histidyl modification to diphthamide
Molecular function (GO): diphthine synthase activity
Source: RefSeq, a predicted model, not a curated record